This is a messenger RNA of Brassica rapa (field mustard), 2021 nucleotides long. RefSeq lists its product as uncharacterized. The record is from RefSeq and is a predicted model, not a curated record. NCBI's taxonomy places the organism in Eukaryota, Viridiplantae, Streptophyta, Magnoliopsida, Brassicales, Brassicaceae.
AGCUUUAACAAGGGAGCACGAAAUCUAUCAGUUAACAAACUGUAUUCUAUGUCUGGAUAUGAAGAAGAGCUUACAAUUCCAUUCUUCUAUGGGAAGAUUGAUACAGAGGCAUACCUUGAUUGGGAAAAGAAGAUGGAGUUUCUCUUUGGACUCCUAUACUACACUGAAAAGAAAAAGGUAUGUCUAGCAGUCAAUGGACUCUGUGGAAGUGCAUUCUCAUGGUGGCAGAGGGUUUCUCAGACUAGGAGAUUUGAAAAAAAACCACAAAUUAUUUCAUGGGUGGAGAUGAAGACCUUGAUGAAGAAGAGGUUUGUCUCGCAGUGGAAACUUCCAAAACUAAAACCAGAAGCAGCAACAAAGCUUACUACUUUAGAUCAGCCUGCCUAUUGGUCUGAAUUGCCAUUAAAACCGGCUGAGAGAAGAUCUGUGGUUCCUGUUCUAUCAUUGAAACAAGAGGAGGAAAAGCUGCAAGCUUCUAUAUUAGCUUCUCCAAUAAAACAGAUUGAGGAGAGUCAUAAAACUGAACCAGAACCAACAACUCUUUGUUUAAAACUAGAGGAGGAGGCAGAAGUUGCAGAAGCUGAGUGUGGCCACGUGCCUGAUCAAAUAAAACAAGAAGAAAAAGUUCCUGGAGGGUCAUCUAAAGCUCUUGAAUUGCUCAGCUUAGUGGAACAUCUGAGAGUUGUUAAGGGCCUGCAACAAGUUGUUUUUGAACCAGGAGGAAGCUUGUGUGUGGUUAGAAGAAAUAAACAAAUUUUGGAUCAGAAAGCAACAGCAUACAAGCUCAAUUUCCAAGGUUCUUUCACUCUUGAAAAACAAGAUUUGUGGUCAAAUCUUUUUAAAGGGAGAGAGAAUGGUAUGAUAAAAACUAUUUGCAGAGAUAAUGAAGGAGAGUCAGGAGGUAACACGUCCUUUAUCAGGUUCAUAACUGACCAGAACAAGCUGAGAAGAGAUAAACAGGAACUGGUGGUGGUUAAAGAAAAGCCAGAACUGGAGGAUGAGUAUGGGGACCAAACCACACGACCACCUGACCAGAAGGAUGUUAAACUGAGAGUACAUUGUCUCAUGCUCAUGAGAAGGACGUGGGUAGGAUCAUCCUGGAGAGAAGCAUUCAACUGCAAACUCAACAAAGUGGAGAAAUCAUCUGCCUUAGAAGCCACAUGCAGUGAGGAAAGUUCCAAGAUGUUGCUGAGACAUGAAGAAGGACUGCAGAGCUUUGUGUUUCUUCCUGGAGGGACUAGAGAGGUGAUGAUAUAUCUCAUGGCCAGGUCAGGAACUUUGGAGUUAAAUUAUCAAGGUUCUAUCAUCCUACAGAGCUUGGAUUUGAGGACAAAUCCUUUUAAAGGAGGAGGGGAUGGUGUGAUCCUGAUCAGGAUUGGAAUCAAUGGAUUGAAGCCAAUGUAUGGGUCAGCUAUACCACUGAUCAUGGUGCAGUUUAAUGGACAGUAUCAUACUCUUAUUGGCAUGAUCUAUGAGGUUCUGGAUAGAGAGAAGAGAAGAACUGUUGGUACUGCCUUGAAACAGCUUGAACAAAGAGGAUUCAACCAACUGAGCUUAACAGGAGCUAUGGAGACCAUUCACCUCGUCCAAAUAUGUAUGGAGAACAAGGAAAACAUGUCAGAAAGUUUCUGGAUUGGGCUACAUUUGGAUCUAGGCGAAAUAAGGCUUUUUCGGUCCAAAAAAGAGUUUCAGCCAGAAUCUUGAUCCACUUGCUUUCUAGCUGGCCUAACAGGACGUGGAGGAUCUAAAGUUCAUUAGGAGACACUCCAAAUCAAGUUCAAGUCGUGGCCCAUCAUAAACCAAAGAAGAACCAGCUUGUUGGUUUGAUUUAAUUGCAAUGUAAUGGGUUUAGUUUAUUGGGCUUUCAUUUAAUUUAAACCAAAGACAAUUAGGAAUUAGAGUAAACCAGAUUUGGGUAGAUUAGUAUUUAAAAUUAACCAAUUUCGAAUUGGAUUAGGAGAUUAAACCAUCUUGGUUUAAAUUUAGGGUUUUCAGUUUUAUUCUUUUAACAUAUGUAGCCA